Messenger RNA from Eptesicus fuscus (big brown bat), 669 nucleotides. RefSeq names its product basic helix-loop-helix family member a9 (gene BHLHA9). Lineage: Eukaryota; Metazoa; Chordata; Mammalia; Chiroptera; Vespertilionidae. Gene Ontology annotation, molecular function: DNA-binding transcription factor activity, RNA polymerase II-specific; protein dimerization activity; RNA polymerase II transcription regulatory region sequence-specific DNA binding. The coding region runs from base 1 to 669 and encodes 222 amino acids. The record is from RefSeq and is a predicted model, not a curated record. Gene Ontology annotation, biological process: regulation of transcription by RNA polymerase II; developmental process. The transcript has a single exon.
AUGCACCGAGGCGCGCCAGGACCAGGCCUCAGGGGCCUCAAGGGGGCCGAGGGCUCGGUCAAGGACUUGGGGGGCUCUUGCCUGGAGGCCGGGAAGGACUUUGGGGUGCUGAGGGAGAAUGGCGCCCCCCGCGGCCUGGGCGAGGCAGAGGAGGUGCCGAGCAGUAAAAAGCGCGCCCGGCCGGUGCGGUCCAAGGCGCGGCGCGUGGCGGCCAACGUGCGGGAGCGCAAGCGCAUCCUGGAUUACAAUGAGGCUUUCAACGCGCUGCGCAGGGCGCUGCGGCACGACCUGGGCGGCAAGAGGCUCUCCAAGAUCGCCACGCUGCGCAGGGCCAUCCACCGCAUCACGGCGCUCUCCCUGGUCCUGCGCGCCAGCCCCGCGCCCCGCUGGCCCUGCGGGCACCUGGAGUGCCGCCGCCAGGCUGAGCGCGCGGGGGCCGCCGGGGACGCGGGCUCCAGUCCGCAGCGGCCGGCGCCCACGCCCGCAGGGCUCUCGGCACCGCGCUGUGCCUCCUGCUCCCCGCACCCGCCCCCGGGGCGGCCAGGGACCGAGGCGCAGGGCUUGGCUCAGGCUCCCGCGGGAAGCUGGCGCUGGUGUCCCCGGGCGCCCUUUGCCUGGCCGCUGGGCCACCCGCGGGCGGGCUCCGGGCUGGGCUACCCGCACCCCUGA